AUGAAAAAGAUUAAGCACUCCACAGAGUCCCCAACCAAAUAAUAGAGUCCUCCAUAAUAACAGCAGCAUAAUUCACUAACUAAAUAAUAUACUACCAACUAAAUUGGUCUGAAUCAAUAAAAGAUUAACAACUAUCUUAAUGAGUAGAUAAGAAUCAGGUCUAAUAAAUCCUUCAGUAAUCUUACACUUCUUAAUUCUACUAUUCCCGAGUAUGAUUCUCCUUAAAGAAGGUCACAUAAAAUAAAUCUAAUGAAAGAGAAUUACUCAUCUCUAAACAGCAACAUCAACAAUAAUCAGAGUAAUUUUGUAAAUAGUAGCAUAUACAACAACAAUACCAACCCAAAUUCAUCGAGAGUAAGUGGAACCAAUGCAUUCACUAACAUUUCUUAGCCACAUAGAUUUUAACCUAAUUAACCUUCAAAUUCAAGAUAGCAAGAAGAUUAGCUUCUUCAAAACCCUAAAUAUUUACAGAUGAUAAUCUAAUAAUAACAAUAACAAAUAGAUCUAAUGAAGACAAUGCUUUAAAUGCAGCAAAAAACGUAGAGAGAUUCACCGAUUAAGACAGAUUAGUAAACUCAGAAACUGCGUGUUAAUAGUCAUAGUCUCAGUUAAAAUGUAGGAGUUAUGGAAAAGUAGUCUAAAGCAGUAUCAAGAAAUCAUAAAUCUAAUGCUUAUAAUUCUGCAUCUUAAGUUACCAGAGUUGAAGAAUUGAAUUUCAAGAAGGAUUCACCGCCAAGCAAGAAAAUUGACAAGAGCCAAAUUAUGAUCAAUAUACCAUUACAGAUGCCAUUUUCAAUGUAAAAAAGAGGAUCAUUAAAGGAAGUAAAGCAACCUAUUCUCUAAGUUCCUCCAAUUAUCUAACAACACUCUCAAACAGAAAUAUAAUCUCUAGAUAUAACACCUAUACUUGCAAAGAAAUAGGAUAGAAUUAGAACUGAUCUGCAAAAGAAAAAAUCUGAUGAAGAAAUAUUGACACCAUUGCCACUUUAACUAAAAUAUGAGGCUGAAAAAAAAGAUGUGAGUAUCGAAGUUGAUCUUUAUACUGAGAGCAUAGAAACAAAAAAUAGCUCCAUUAAGCAAAAUGAUCAAGUGAACUUCGUUGAAAGCGAAGUGCAAGUUUAAAUUGAAAUAGAAUAAGAAAAUUAAGAUGUCAAGCAAAGCCCUGGAAAUUUUUAGGAGGAUAUUCCUUAUCAAUCAACAAUUGAGGCAAGAGAAAGCAUAGAGAAAGAAUAGAUUGACGACAAUUUUUAAUAGGAUCAACCAAGGACCUUUAUUUAAGAACUUGUUUUAGAUAGCAUACCGAACUCACCCUAAUCUUCAAAUAUCGAUUAAAAUAUACCAUAAUUAGAAAGUCCAAGCAGAUUUAGGAAAUCAAAAGCGCUGAAACUUUGGAUGAGCAAAUCUUAAAAAGAUCUAAGAUUUUCUGAAUUCGACAAUGACAAAAAUAAAUCAAUAAGGCAAGUUAAAAAGUAACUUCCACAAAUAAAAGAUGACAAACAGCCUCACCUUACUAAUAGUAAUUUCAAAAGUACUUUGGCUUCUUAUAGAAUAACUUAGCAAGAGUCUGUCAACGAUUCAAAAAAUAGUAAAACAUAAGCAAAUAUAGUUUCUCCUAGACUUAGUAAAAUAAAUUCCUCACAUAAUAUUAAGAAAGUUGACCAUACAUAUUUAUAAGCCAAGAAAGAUCAAUUCAGCCCUCCUAAGAUUGAAGAAUUGAAAUAGGAAUAGAAAUAAGCAGUAAGAUCAUAGCCAUAGAUUCAGAAGAUACUCAAAGAAUCAAGAUCAACUGCAUAACUCUCAAUUUAGAAGGCAAGAUCAAGUCUUAUUAAUCAUAAAAAGAAGGAUUCCAAGUCUAAAGAAUAAGUUGAAUCUAGCUAGUAAGUUCUCUAACCUCAAAUAAUUCAUGCUACAUCAAGCUAAAAUAGAAAUGUUAAAAAGAUCAAUAUAAAUCAUGAAGUCUAGAAACUUUCUACUUAGAGAAACUCUAUAAUUUCAUCAAGAUUUUCAUAAAACAAUCAAAAUAUGAAAAAUCUUCAUCAAAAGACUAAAUCAAGAGAUAAUCAGAAUAUUCUAAGGCAAUAUAUGACAUAGUAACCUACAAAUAAUAGAAAAAUAGAAAAAGACUUGGUGCUGCCAAAUAUUAAAGAGUAAACUGAUCAAUAAUCAAAGCAGUAAAGAAAUAUAUCCAAAAAAAGAGAAUAGUAAGAUAUAAAUCAUAAAAAGAGUCCCUAAAAGUAAGUCAUAAGAAAAUCAUCAAAUAAAAUACCUCAUUCUAAGGAAUUAAGUCAAGGAAGCAAUAUCUAAUUUGACAUUGUUUAAGACUUUUGCAAUGCUUAAUGCUUCUAACCGAGAUAAGGAGUUGAUAUGCAAUUGACAUCAACACCAGAAAAUUUUGAGCUUUACGAGGAAGAAUUAGAGAGAGAGUUGAGGCUUGAGAAAUUAGAAUAGGACAUUCAAAGCUAAAAACAGCAAACUAUGAAUGAGCAAUUAAAAUCGAAAUAACUUGAGAACCAACUAAUCUAACUUUCAUCAAUUGACCCCUCUUUAAUUACAAAAUAAGGCCAAUAGAAUUUGUACAUGUGGAAGUAGACUUAAUUCUAGGAAGUGCAAAUAGAAAAAGAAUUACUGCAGAUUCACAAACGAGAUUUAGAGUAGCUUUAAAUUGAAAAUAGAAUAUAUUAAGAGGAACUUUAAGAACUUGAUCUAUAAGCUUAAGCAUAAUCCAAUUAGAUCUAGGAAUAUUUCAAUACUGUAAAGACAAAAAAUGAAGAAUUAAAAUAAGAAUGCGAAAAAAAACUGAAAGAGAUUUAAGUUAAGGAUAUUGCUAUUUAAGCAAAGCCAGAUAAAAUUGAAUUUAGUUAAAAUACUGAUAAGGCUGAAAUUAUGAUAUAUGAAGAGUCAAGAAUUAAGGUUUAUAAAUAGAAAGAUGAUAAUAAAACACCAAAGAAGAAAUCAUCAAAAAAAGUCUAAUUCUAGGAUGAUUUGUAACCUGAUAUUUUUAAUUCAAUUGAAAGCUAAGAAUAAAUCUAAAAGAUAUAAGAAGAACUUUAAAUUCUAAUGAAAGAUCUAAAUAAUGUUCACUUAGAGCAAUUUUAUUAUGAAUACCUCAUCAAAUAAUCAGAUAAUCCUCAAGCAAUACCUCCAAUGGAAUAAAUAGAUGAAGAGCCUGAAAUAAAAUCUGAAGUAUGUGAAAAUAUUGAAGUAAGCAGCAUAAAGGACGAUGAAAUUGAGAUAUAACAGAAUAUUUUAAAUUACAAGGAAUUAUCAAAUGACUUCGCAAUGAAAUAUCCUUCUGAGUAUCACAACUAAAGUUUAAAUGAGUAGGAUAUAGCUUACUCAAAAAUGGAUGAAGAUAAGAUACAGAUUAGCUAUGCAAGUGGUAAGCAAGAGAUCAUUUAUAAUAAUGGAGUUAAGAAAGAAGUAUGGCCUGAUGGAUAUGAGAUUAUAUACUUCAUUAACGAUGAUGUGAAGCAGAUUUACCCUGCCCAGUAUAAAACUGUGUAUUACUAUUUUGACUCAAAAGUGACUUAAACAAGCUAUUAAAACUCGGGAAUUGAAAUAUUUAGACAUGAAAAUAAAAUUCAAAAAGUCCACGAUGACGGUAAAAUAGAGACUUUAUAUCCAGAUGGCAAGAUAGUUACUUAAUAUGAGAAAAUAGAAGAAUAAGAUCAGGAAUGA
This is a messenger RNA of Stylonychia lemnae, 3678 nucleotides long. The record is from the annotation of a GenBank genome assembly. Lineage: Eukaryota; Ciliophora; Spirotrichea; Sporadotrichida; Oxytrichidae.